This is a messenger RNA of Cotesia glomerata, 1619 nucleotides long. RefSeq names its product glycosylated lysosomal membrane protein-like. Gene Ontology annotation, cellular component: lysosome. The record is from RefSeq and is a predicted model, not a curated record. Bases 326 to 1417 code for a protein of 363 amino acids. The transcript has 6 exons. Lineage: Eukaryota; Metazoa; Arthropoda; Insecta; Hymenoptera; Braconidae.
ACAAUUAGAGGAAAAAAAAAUGUAAAGACUGCGAGUUCUUUAAAACUUUCUGACUAUCCGUGACGGUUAUCAAAAUGUAAAUCAUAAAAAAGUAUAAUAAUUAAAAUAAUCAUGCUUUGUAAUUACGCGGUUGUUCUUUGAUCGAUAUGUAAAAGUCGACUCUGAGAUUGUGGGGCUGGGAAAUGCUGCUGCCUAGCGGAAAAUAUGAAAAAUAUUUUCAAUGUUUUAUUUUGUUUUAUACACAAAACACAUGACCUGACAAAUGUGAUAGUAGCUCAUUCUUAAGUAUGAGCUCAAUCCAGGAUGCGGGAUUCUAUGCGAUGAAAUGGGUUUAACAACUUUGCACUUAAAAGCAGAAGGACCUAAUGAUACUCUGCAUUACUUAUGGGAUUUCGUUGGUAAUCCGUCAGUUCUUUUAGCAGUAACUUCCCCAGCUGCUAAAUUGAAUAUUGAAUGGGACAAAUAUUUAACUAGACAGCCAAAGUCUAUUAAUUUUACUGAGGAGCCUAUUUAUACGUUUGGUUUAGUUAUUCAAAAGAUUAUAGAAUUUAACGAUGUAUAUGAUAAGGCAACAAUAGACAAUGUAAAAAAUGAAGAUAUAAAUAUAUUAAAUCCAGAAUAUUUUAAUUGGACAAGAAAGAACAGCAUAAAGAGUAAUCAAUUUGUGGAAUUAGAUAUGAUGGGACAGAAUUAUACAGAUCCUGAAUUAAAUAUUACCAGAGCGGGAAAUAUUGAAAUUAUUUUAAAUGGAUUUUGCACAUUAGAACACUCGGAUGUAAUUCCACACAUGUUACACUCCGAAAAUUCAACACAGAUUGAUUUUAUAAUCAACCACCUUCGCACUAAUUCGUCAUUCGACAAAAGUAGAUUUGGACUUGAGCUUAUGGUUGUCAGUGAAGGAGAUUCUAUUUCAAGAAUGUCAAUUGAUACGAAAAAAAGUUUAGAUGAUGAGUACACUCCUGGAAUAUUUGAGACUAUUGAAAUGAGAACUCCAGAAAAUAAAAAUAAAUUCAGUCGUUCAGGUUACUUACAAUGGAGACCAGUGUCUUAUUUGACAUCACACCGCGAUGUUACUGCUUCAACAGAAACCUCUUUUUACAAUAUAAUUAAUUGCUCAAAUAUUACCAAUAAUUCAAUAUUAUAUGCCUUUUAUGGAGAUAGCAAUAAUUUAUUAAUAAAUAAAAUAAAUGUAACUAUUGGUUCGUCUGGAGAUGGAUUCUAUAAAAAAACAAAUUAUGCUACCUGGACAUUCCUCGUUGGCUACGGAAAUCCACCAGGCGAACAAUUUUCGUACUUGGUGAUUUUAAUAAUAUCCAUAGGAGUCGGUUUACCGUUAUUAAUAAUGUCAAUUGCUGGCAUUUACAUCUGUAUCCGGAGACUACCCAGAAGAGAGUCCAGUAGGCUAGUGGAGUCUUGAAAAUAAAUUAAUUAUAAGUAAAAUAAUGAAUUAAUUGAUAUUCAUAAAGUUAAGAAUGUAAAUUAAUUUUUUACAUAGUAACUUUCAUGACACCUUUUGUAUGAUUACGCUAAAAGGCUGACGAAUGCAUUACUAUAAGCAUUUAUAUACAUUAAAACAUCGAUUACAAAUAAAUAAAUUUUAUUAUUAUUAAAAAAAAAAA